CCCCAGCUCCAUCCGACAGCGGAUUGAGCGCUACAUCAUGUUGAGCACAAGUGUCGCGACAGCUCGGCAGACACCAGUCCUAGAGGAGCUCUCGGCCGCCGCAAUUCCAGACUAUCUUGUCUAUCUCAACGUCGCCUGGCUGCACCUCUGCUUGAAGCCCUUCUCCUACCUACCACCUACCUCGACUGGCCUCCCCACGCGCAUCCGCCACGGCCACACCCCGGCGUGCCUAAACGCCGCACCCCUGUCGCUCCCUCUCUCCCAGACAUGUCUUCAUAGCGGCCAGCUCGUCAAGAAGUAUGAAGGUAGUCCUGCCCGGGAAACCCGCCUCGUCCCACUCGACGGUCUCGACAGGCUUUUGGGCUUCGCGGCGCAUAAUCGCCUACAUCACUGGCAAUGCCUUCGCCAUCCUCUCGGACCACCAGACGUUGCUACAGACGGUCUAUGACGAUGACGAGUCCCCGCUGCGCGCCAUCGCGUUCGACGAGGCGUCGGGCAAGAUAGCCACCGCCACCGACCGCCAUGUCCGGAUAUACAAGCCCUUUGGGCUGGAGGACGAUGCUCUUCGGUGGGCAUUGCAGUCGCUCAUUGAGCCAUUCUCAGACGACGACUCCUCCCCCUCCUCGACCGCACCCGUAUCGCUAUCGUGGGGCGCAUCAGAGGAGCUGCUAGUUGCGCGCGCAUCGCUCAAGCUGUACCAGACCUCAUCCACACCCUCGUGCUCGUGGUCCAAGCGACUGGCGGCCCCGGCCAAAUGUGCCAGUCUUUCGUACGAUUCGGCCUACAUCGCCUGCUGCGGCUACAGCGACCGGCUCGUCAAGGUGUGGCGGCGCCUCAGUUUCGGCUCCGACGACGUCUGCUUCGACUUUGCCUAUCUCCGCCACCCCGCGCCCGUGACCAGGAUACAAUGGCGUCAACCCUACGACGUCAACCAGACCAUCGAGAAUGUGCUCUACACCUUCUGCGCCGAUCAGAGCGUCCGCAUCUGGUCCGGCUCCGAGUCGCACCACAGCGGUCAGCACCUCCAGCUUUGGGGCACUCUCGACCUGGAGGAGUCCCUCCGGGGCAGACACCCGCAGCGCCCCGACGAGCCGCUUACGCGCUGGGCAUUUAUAGUGCACGGCAGGGACAUAUCGGCUGCCGCGGAGACGGCAGUCCAGGAGAGCGCCACGGGUCAGGCGGACGACGACAUGGGGCUGCAGCAUGUCGUGGAAGUGGCGAACCGCAACCCAGAGCUGUGCAUGGUGCUAGACACGGCGGGCGGAAUGUCGGCCUGGGCGCUGGAGAACAUUGGUAGCAGGACGGCGCAGAGGGCGGGCCGCAUCUUCAACGCGGCACAUAUCUACUCCAAGGACUUUGACUUUGCGCGCAGCCUGUCGCUCCCAGCUGACGCCCACGUCGAGGUGCAAAGCUACUGCAACAAGGCGGGCGGGCACCUCCACCUGCUGCUACACGACUUCCGUGGAACCAUCCACGUUUACGAGGCCAACAUGGCCGACAUGCUCCACCAGGCCUCCACGGCACCCCGCCUGCGCCUAAAGGGCUCUUGGUCAGGGCACUCGACGUCGGUGCAAAAGAUUGUGCGGAACUACAGUGGCCAUGCCAUCGUUUCGAGGACGCGGGACGGCGAGAGCUCCGUCUGGACGCACAAGCUCGGCGCUCGGUCGACAUCGCUGUCCCAGCUGGCAUUGACCCCGACUAGCGAGCAGGGGCACAUCCACCGUAUCUGCGUCUUGCGCAAGGGACGUUUUGUCGUCUUCCUACACCAUGACUCUAUCACCCUUUGGGACUGCCGUCCGCCGGGCCCACCGGGCCUUCUCGGCCGGUGCACCUACAGUGUUGGUGGAAAGCCCCUUUGCCUCCUGAUACUGCCUCGCCAGCGGCCUGGGGACUCGUCAGUAGCGCAUGUCGCUACUAUAACGUCGGAGAAGCAGGGGAUAGUUUGGACCAUGAGCCUUCCGCUGUACGCGGUAGGCGGCGGCCAAGCACCGCCGGUCAACGGCCACGGCAGUGCGCGACCAGCCGUGACGGAAUUCUGCCGUUUCAGUCUGCAAGGGACCGAGGAUCUGGCCUAUGUCUUGCCUGUAGACCCGGCCGGAUCCUCCCCGGUGAUAUCUGGGUUCCUCGAUGUGUUUGCGCGGGACGUGGCUGUGUCGUACACGCGCGAGGGGCGGGUUGAUUUCCUGACGGCCCGUGUCGAUCCAGAGCAGAAGCGCGUGGAGUGGCUGACGACGUGUUCGAUGGAGACUGGGCUUGUCGAGCCCUCGCUUGUUAGCGGCAGCACCCUGAAGAGGGCGGCUCUUGUCAACUCGUCCAGGUCGGCCGUCACCAUCUGGGACAUACGGGGCGCCAGGCUGGAGUACACACAAGACUUUGAGAGCCAGAACUCCAUCAACGAUCUGGACUGGACGUCGACGCCCGACUCUCAGUCAGUGCUAGCCGUGGGCUUCCCGCACCGCAUCCUCCUGCUCUCGCAGCUGCGGUUCGACUACCUUAAUAAGGGCCCUGCCUGGGCGCCAGUGCGCGAGAUCAGCAUCCGCGACAUGACGCCGCACCCCAUCGGCGACUCAACGUGGCUAGGCGACGGCCACCUGGUCAUCGGCGCGGGAAACCAGCUCUUUGUGCACGACAGGCAGUUCGACCCGGCCAGCUCUCUCAUCACCAGCCUGCGCCUCCCGCACCGCAAGGACGGCAGCCUCGAUUUGUUCGAUGUUGUGAGGCGGCUGAACGGGCCCCUGCCCGUCUUCCACCCCCAGUUUCUCAGCCAGUGCAUGCUCGCGGGCAAGACCACGCUGGUGCAUCGUAUCCUGACGUCGCUGGACACGACGCUCAAAUACUGGGUUGAGGGCGAGACUAUAGAUGACUAUCUGGGGCUAGACAUGGAGUUCUUUUAUGGCGCGCAGAGCCCGACGCACGACUACAAGUCAGACCCGAACUCGAGCACAUUUUUCGCGCCAGGGUCAAUGCAUGACGCGGUUGGUGAAGAGUUCAACGAGCAGGUGGCCGACUCGAUCAACUCGAGACUCACAAAGGUGGCGCUGCCGCAGCUCUCGGGCCACGAGCAGAUCCAGCUGGUGGACAUUGUCGAGUGCGCGGGCCUCGUCGAGACGCAGCGGCGGUCCAUGGACGACAACGGGGCGCGGUACAUGCUCUUCUACCGGCAGCACGCGCUGCGCAAGGGCAGGACCAGCGAGAUCCACAUGUCGUGGCGCGAGAUCAACUGGGCGCACCACUCGACCAGCCAGGACAUACUGGUGGACUUUGUGACGCGGCAGAACCACGGGUCGCUGCGGUGGGAGAGCGCGCGCGAGAGCGGCAUGUUCAUGUGGCUGUCGGACGCGGCGGCGGUGCGGCGGCAGUUCGAGGUGGUGGCGCGCAACGAGUACACGGGCAGCGAGGACAAGAACCCCGUCGACUGCAGCCUCUUCUACCUGGCGCUGCGCAAGAAGGCGGUGCUGCAGGGCCUAUGGCGCAUGGCGAGCUGGAACCGCGAGCAGGCCGCGACGCAGCGGCUGCUGGCAAACAACUUUGACGACCCCAGGUGGCGCACGGCCGCGCUCAAGAACGCCUACGCCCUCAUGAGCAAGCGCCGGUUCGGCUACGCCGCCGCCUUUUUUCUGCUGGCGGACCACCUGCAGGACGCGGUCAACGUGUGCCUCAACCAGAUCAAGGACGUGCAGCUCGCCGUCGCCAUCGCGCGCGUCUACGAGGGCGACGACGGCGGGCCCGUCCUGCGAAGGCUGCUCGAGGAGGAGGUCCUGGCCAUCGCGGCCCAGGAGGGGAACCGAUGGCUGGCCUCGUGGGCGUUUUGGAUGCUGCGCCGGAGGGACAUGGCUGUGCGGGCCUUGAUUACGCCCGUCUACGCCCUACUCGAGACACCCUACUCCCCGGACCUCAAGUCCAAGCUCUUCCUCACCGAUGACCCGGCCCUGAUCGUGCUGUACGCCCAGCUGCGGCAGAAGACGCUGCAGACGCUCCGGGGUGCCUCAAAGGUCACCCCCAAGGUGGAGUGGGAGUUUGUCCUGCACAACGCCCGCCUGUACGACCGCAUGGGCUGCGACCUGCUCGGGCUAGGUCUGGUCCGAAAUUGGGAGUUCCUCGGCUCCAGCCGCGCCACCCCCGGCCUGGGCGGCGACAUCGACCCCCUCAAGCUCCUCCGCCGCCGCAGCUCGCUCGUCGUGGCCGACAUGCCCGUCGCCCCGCUCUCGCCCACGGAGCGGCGCGCCGCGGCCAGGGGCGGCGCCCACCAGCCCCCGCCCAGCGUCUUUGAGGAGCCCGACUCCAACUCGCUCCUGGACAGCUUUGGGUUCUGAAGCAAUAAGGAAUUAGAAAAAGGAAGGGGGAUGAGAGGAGCGUAUUUGGGAGGGGGUAAUGAAUGUCCUGUUUGGCUUGUUGGCGCGCGCGCGUCUUGUCUGGGUUCGGCGUUGCAGGCAUGUGUGCAAGGGCUGCCCAGGCGCCAGAUCAGGCUCAUGUUACACAUGCUACUUUUCUGUAUAUUGUAACAUUUAUAAACCGCCAGCAUCGACUUUUGGAUUCGCAUUCUUUUACAAGACCGAGGUCACCUCGCAUGUAUUGCCAAAGUAGAGAGGUGUCACCAUCGACUUGUUCAACCUUUUGCCUGCUUGGG
This is a messenger RNA of Gaeumannomyces tritici R3-111a-1, 4627 nucleotides long. RefSeq names its product WD repeat-containing protein. Gene Ontology annotation, molecular function: protein binding. The transcript has 5 exons. Lineage: Eukaryota; Fungi; Ascomycota; Sordariomycetes; Magnaporthales; Magnaporthaceae. Gene Ontology annotation, biological process: vacuolar acidification. The coding region runs from base 300 to 4313 and encodes 1337 amino acids. The record is from RefSeq and is a predicted model, not a curated record. Gene Ontology annotation, cellular component: RAVE complex.